This is a messenger RNA of Labrus bergylta (ballan wrasse), 3018 nucleotides long. Lineage: Eukaryota; Metazoa; Chordata; Actinopteri; Labriformes; Labridae. The record is from RefSeq and is a predicted model, not a curated record.
CUCUGUCUCUGUUUGCAGAAUCAAACCCUUCCUGACCUGCGGAGAGAGUCUGAGUCGCCUGCAUCACCCUGAUCCUUCUUACAUCCUCACCGCACGCCCCCCCACGGCCAGUGUCUGGCCACUGUAACCAUGACGACAGGGGGUUGUUGCCACCUGCCCGGCUCCCUAUGUGACUGUGCGAGCAGCACGGGCCUGUGGAAGAGCGUGGAGGAGGCGGGCGGCGACGGGUGCCAGGCACUUUACGUCACCCAGGUCACAGCCAUCGACGGACAGCUGCUCUCCUCCGUGCUGAAACCCGUCGGAUCACAAAUUGAUGGUCCCAUCUGUCGCAUCUGCCAUGAAGGAGGCAGCGGUGAGGUUCUCCUAUCUCCCUGUGACUGCACAGGCACCCUGGGCACCGUGCACAAGAGCUGCUUGGAGAGGUGGCUGUCGUCUUCCAACACCAGCUACUGUGAGCUCUGCCACACCGAGUUCAGCAUUGAGCGCCGCCCGAGGCCUCUCACAGAGGUAACAAAGUGGCUGCGGGACCCCGGCCCUCGUAAUGAGAAGAGCACGCUGUUCUGUGACAUGGUGUGCUUCCUGUUCAUCACUCCUCUAGCAGCUAUCUCAGGUUGGCUGUGCCUGCGGGGAGCUCAGGACCACCUUCAGCUGGGGAGCUGGCUGCAGGCUGUGGGCCUCAUAGCCCUGACCAUCGCCCUCUUCACCAUCUACGUCCUGUGGACUCUGGUGUCGUUCCGCUACCACUGUCAGCUUUACUCGGAGUGGAGGAGAACAAACCAGAAAGUACGCCUGCUCAUUCCUGUAGCCAAGGACUCCAACUCUUCCCAGCAUUCCUUGCUCUCGACCAAACUGAUGAAGAAGUCGGCCAAUGAGAGUAUAGUAUGAGAGCGUGACAGCAGUGGGGAUGCAUCAGACUUGCCAGCAAGCCUUUGAAGAGACUUGUGUGGGCUUCUUUUUUUUUUUGUCUCUAUUUGAAACAUGUCGUCUCUGCCCCAUCAGUACUGACUUCAUUUUGCAAUUUUUUUAUUCGUCCUCCUGUGGGUGCACCCAGCACCUCUGUGUGUCACGUGGAUACAAUGAUGACAUUAGAGGGCCGUGACAGCAGGAGAACCAACGACCAAAUAACUGCAAAGAGCGAUGAGCUUGUUAAGUUCUUUUCUUGUCUUCUGACGACUCAGAGCAUUUGUAACACCGCAGGUCACACUGACACAUUCACACAAUGAUGGUAGAGGCUGCUGUGUAACCCAUGGCAACCCAUUCAUGCACAGACGACAAAGCAGCGGAAGCAACUUAGGUUAAGUGGGACAUGUUGCUGCAGGAGCUGGGGAUCAAAGAGAGACAACCGGCUCUACCACUGAGCCGCAGCCGCCCCGCUCAGCUCUAAUCAUUGCUGCGUUUAGCUCGACGACUCAUUGGCAGUCCUCAGAUGAUCGCAGUGCAGCAGGUCCGGGGUUUUCUGCCUGUUGAGCAGCGUUAAGAUUCCAUGAUCCGGUGUGGAAAGGAUUUUCCAUUCCAUCGUCGGGAUGCCAGCACGCUGAGAUAAAAACAUCAAACUUUAAUCUUUCCAGAUGUGUUUUUGCACCUGUGUUUUACAUCUGAUGCAAGCGUGGACGAGCAGCGUCGAUUGCAUUAGAUCAGCCUGAGAUUGUGCAAUAAAAACACUGUGGACUCUGAGGUCUGCAUACGACAUGCAGAGACCUCUCCCAAUUUGCAGAGCGAUGCAUGCCAGCACUGUUGAUGAUGUUUGGAUUUUUUAUGGUGUUUUCUUAAACUCUUUCUCUAACCAAGAAUGAAGCGUUGAACGAUUCCAUUCCUGAAGUGGGCUCUAAAUGUGUCCUCAUAGAGGUUCUCGUCCAAUCAGCACUUAGCAGGAAGGUCUGUGAACGACCUCUGCACUCCUCUCUGUCAAGACAUCUGUCAGAGGAACAUUUCCACAGUGUACUGUCGGCCUGAACGCCUCCUCCUGAUUCACCUCUUAAUGUCCUUAGUUACAGCUGUUUUUGUUUCUGUUUUCAGCGGUGAAUAUUUCUGUACGUGUGUCAUCACAGAAACAUCUUGUGAGCGUUGUGUGGCUUUAAUAAUGGAUCAAUUAUGCAAGAACCACCAAGGCUUAAUCUGACUUGAGCUUUUGUUUGUGUCUCAAGGAAGUCGCUAGAUUCUCAUGUCAAUGUGUUUGCUAAUGUGCCCUGGUCAAGUUCAAAGGUUUAGGUCGGAUUCAAACCCGGUCCGAGAAUUCUCUUCUGUCCCCUCUGUUUCGGGAGAAAAGUGUCACUACUUUGGCUUAGUGUCUCCAGGUCAUGAUAUGCUCAGUCUUAAACUGUGAACAGUUCACCUCUAAAGAUGUGUAGCUGCCAAAGUCUGAAUCUUUUGCACCGCCGGACUUUUUUUAAUCAGACUUGUAGAAUAAUAAAGUGAUGGCAACAUGUCAGAUUUCGAGCAGAUUCUUUGGCUAUGAGGAGCUGUCAGUCAUCUUUGCACUAAAUCUUCAUGUGACUAAAACCUUGUGAUCAUUCCUCCUUCUUCUGGAUUGUUAGAAAGCUUUAGUGAUCGCAGCGAGGACUGUUUCAGAAGUGUUGAGCAAACCUCUUUUUGGUCAUUAAUGCCGCGUCCCCUCCCUGGCUGCGUUUUGUGUGCACUCACGUGACCCUCUGGUUCUCUGAGCUUCUGGUGGGUUGCCCCACAUACUGACCCAGUUAAUCGUCUGUUUGUGUUUUGAACUGAUCUCUGAACAAAGGAUUACAUCCUGCAGGGCUGCGACGCUCCCUGGGCCUCAAACGAGCUUAUGAGUCAUCUGAUCAUCCUGGUGUUUACUGUUUGUGCGAUCUGGAUGUGACUAACUGAUGUGAGUCUAAAGAGAGGAGGUUAUCGCAAACAUCUGGAUGUGACUAACUGAUGUGAGUCUAAAGAGAGGAGGUUAUCGCAAACAUCUGGAUGUGACUAACUGAUGUGAGUCUAAAGAGAGGAGGUUAUCGCAAACAUCUGGAUGUGACUAACUGAUGUGAGUCUAAAGAGAGGAGG